AGUUGAACAUUAUAAGCAAACCCCAUAUUUCAAACAUCCAAAACUCGUCUCCAAAAUAUUUUGCUUUUUUCACCAAAAAAACCAUGCUUGUUUCAUAGCUGAAGAUUUUCAAAAGGCUGGUGUUCCUUACUGAUUGCUUUCUACCUCAUGAGGUGCGGGAGUCUCAUCCUCACAAGGGCAAGGCUAUUUUUGUAACUUUCCGUUUGGUUCAUCCUUUGGCAAGCAGCGACUUAUCAUCCGGUGGGAUUGGAACAGAGUUUCCCUGCCUCUCUGAUACGAUGACCUCAACUGCUGCCACAGCCACUCUGUUGAACUCCCUUUUCCCGGCCAAGAUGGUCAGUUCAGAAGAACACCCAUUUGGUCGCUCUUAUCCCUCAAAGAAUGCCGGAUUUUAUCCAAAUUGCUUCCCUCGUAACAAGAAGAUGGCACCUCUAACUCUAAGAGAACCCAAGCUCCCAGUUGCCACCUCCGAUGCAAGCACUGUAGCUAGAUAUUCUUCACAGAUGGCAUCCCAAUCACAAGGCGCAGACAGUCUAAAUAAUAUUCUAGAAAGUUUAUGCAAGGAAGGAAGAAUUGAAGCAGCCUUUCAAAUGGCAGACCAAAUGGCCACACAGGGAGCUUCAGCACAACCUGCGAACCUCGUUCUUUUACUCCAAGCUUGUAUCGAGUCCCGCUCGUUGGCUUCAGUGAGGAGAGCCCACCAGAUUAUAAUGAGGAGGUCCCCAUCUAUAUGCAGUUCACCAAUCCUUCACAAUUUGGCCUCUGUGUAUUGUAAGCUCGGAAGCACCAAAGAAGCUCACCAACUGUUAAACAAAAUGCUCGAACACGGACACCGGGGCUCUUCGAAGGCUCCUUCCGGUCUGAAAUUUAUGGAGAGAGGGGUCAGCAACGGUGGUUGGAACGCGAAAAGGAGAGAGGCAUUUGAGAAGGUGAGGGAGCUGCAUAAGGAGAUGAGGGCGGCAGGCUACGUGCCGGACACAAGGUACGUGCUCCAUGACAUUGAUGAGGAGGCGAAGGAGAAGGCGCUGAUGUAUCACAGCGAGAGGCUGGCCAUUGGUUACGGGCUUAUAAGCACGCCGCCAGGGACCACCCUGAGGAUCAUGAAGAACCUCAGGAUCUGUGGUGACUGCCACAAUGCCAUCAAGAUCAUGUCCAAGGUUGUGGAGCGGGAGAUCAUUGUUAGGGACAACAAGCGGUUCCACCACUUCAAGGAUGGGGUAUGUUCUUGUAGAGAUUAUUGGUGAGAGAUUUGUACGAAAACUGUUCUGUAUUGGUUAAAAGUUCUUUAGGUAGGUUCUCAGGAGUGUAGUUAUAACAACGCUAUUGUUAUGCUGCAUCGGUCAUGAGUACAUCAGCUGUUGAACUCUUGAGGUUAUGUGUUCAUUGUGAUCAGUCAGUGAUUCAACAACUAAAAAUUUUGAAAAAUUCUUUUUGUAAUAA
This is a messenger RNA of Phoenix dactylifera (date palm), 1440 nucleotides long. NCBI's taxonomy places the organism in Eukaryota, Viridiplantae, Streptophyta, Magnoliopsida, Arecales, Arecaceae. The record is from RefSeq and is a predicted model, not a curated record.